CUCAGAAGGCACUCGCUGAGCACCUGCCACAUAUCAGGCCCUUUUCAAGACUGAAGAGUUUUGGGUAUGAGGUCUCGAGCCUGAAAAAGGCUGUAUUUAUCUAAUCCCCUGUGCAUCCCCAGUGCCCAAAGCAGGUGCUCAGCUGUGGGUCACAUAAGUCCAGCUUUCCCUUUGCCUUAGGGGACCCCCUCUCUGGUGAUUUGAGGGAGACGGGGUUUGUCUCCUGUCCCCUUCUGAAUGUGGCUACUGGGGGUUGUGCCUCUCUCCCCUGUGUUCCUGGCAAAUCUGUUGCAGCUGCCACUGGCCUUGAGCAAGGAAACCGGGGUGGAGAACAGAGGAGUCUCCUCCCCAGCAUACUCCAACCCUCGCUGCCCUCUGUAACCCACCCUGGUUGCCUGACUGAUUCGAGAUUUCCUGAUCCAUUGGAAACGAUGGAGAAAGGUACAACAUAUGAGGAAGACCACUUUAACAGGAUGGAUCCGUUCAGUCCGAUCCCAGAAGGAAGUCUUGUUCCUGCAUGUAAAUGAUGGGUCAUCUUUGCAAAACCUUCAGGUUGUAGCAGAUUCAAGCUUUGACAGUAGAGAACUGGCUUUUGGGAGUUCUGUGGAAGUUCAAGGGCAGCUGGUAAAAAGUCCAUCCAAAAGGCAAAAUGUAGAACUGAAGGCAGAAAAAAUUGAAGUUGUUGGAAAUUGUGAUGCUAAGACUUUUCCUUUUAAAUAUAAAGAGAGGCAUCCUCUGGAGUAUCUGAGACAAUACCCUCACCUUAGGUGUAGGACUAACGUUCUGGGUUCCAUACUGAGGGUUCGCAGUGAAGCCACAGCUGCUAUUCAUUCUUUCUUUAAGGACAAUGGCUUUGUGCAUAUUCAUACUCCCAUAAUCACAUCCAAUGACUGUGAGGGGGCUGGAGAACUUUUCCAAGUUGAACCUUCAAGCAAAAUAAAGUUACCUGAGGAGAAUUUCUUCAAUGUUCCUGCUUUCUUAACUGUCUCAGGACAACUUCACCUAGAAGUGAUGUCAGGAGCUUUUACUCAAGUGUUUACUUUUGGUCCAACAUUUCGGGCAGAGAAUUCUCAGAGUCGGAGACACCUGGCAGAGUUUUACAUGGUAGAAGCAGAGAUUUCUUUUGUUGAGAGCCUUCAAGAUCUCAUGCAGGUUAUGGAGAGGCUCUUCAAGUCCGCAACAACGGUGGUUCUCUCAAAUUGUCCUGAAGAUGUUGAACUUUGUCACAAAUUUAUAGCUCCUGGCCAGAAGGACAGAUUAGAACAUAUGCUAAAAAAGAACUUUUUAAUCAUUUCUUACACUGAAGCAAUGGAGAUCCUAAAGCAGGCAUCCCAGAACUUCACCUUCACCCCAGAGUGGGGCGGUGACCUUCAUACUGAACAUGAGAAGUACCUGGUGAAGCACUGUGGCAACAUACCAGUCUUUGUUAUUAAUUAUCCUUUAGCACUCAAGCCUUUCUACAUGAGGGAUAAUGAAGAUGGUCCUCAGCACACGGUUGCUGCUGUUGAUCUUCUGGUUCCUGGAGUUGGAGAGCUCUUUGGAGGAAGCCUCCGAGAGGAGCGGUACCAUUUCUUAGAGCAGCGACUGGCCAGAUUAGGACUGACAGAAGCCUACCAAUGGUAUCUGGACCUCCGUCGAUUUGGAUCUGUGCCACAUGGAGGUUUUGGGAUGGGAUUUGAACGUUAUCUGCAGUGCAUCUUGGGAAUUGACAAUAUCAAAGAUGUUAUCCCUUUUCCAAGAUUUACUCAUUCAUGUCUUUUAUAGCUGGAAGACUGGUUAAGGAAAAUCACCCCGAGACAGAGGUACCGCACAUGGAGGAUGCAUGUUUGAAUUUUUAAAAUGCAGACGUUUUCAAAAUGUAAUUGUCCUGCCCUAACAUAUAAUGUAUGAAAAAUAGAAGUGAUCAUGUUUUUCUUAGAAAGUUGAAGGCAUUUCAUAGAAAGAUGAACUCUCAAGAAGAGGUACUUAUAGCUGGUAAAAUCUCAAAUCUAUUAUGUCAAUUAAGAAGAAAUGAAGAAAUUGAACUAGAUGGUCUCAAAGGCCUUUUCAAACUCUAAGACAGGAUGGGAUAGUAGUGUAUUUUACUUGUCUUUAAUGGUUAGAUCACUAUCUUGUGUGAUCUUUGAGAAACUACUAGUAGCUAAAACUACAAUGUUGGAUCUUGUCUCCCUUGCCACUUAACCUGUGAUAAAUGUUCAUCUUAUUUUCAGCGUUUUACUGAACAUUAAAAAAGAAAAUAUUUUUUGCGGGGUCAUGAGUUAAUAAAGUUCCUAUUCUGAAUUGAAA
Hipposideros armiger (great roundleaf bat) is the source of this 2286-nucleotide messenger RNA. It is a transcript of the gene NARS2, whose product is annotated as asparaginyl-tRNA synthetase 2, mitochondrial. NCBI's taxonomy places the organism in Eukaryota, Metazoa, Chordata, Mammalia, Chiroptera, Hipposideridae. The record is from RefSeq and is a predicted model, not a curated record. The transcript has 14 exons. Gene Ontology annotation, cellular component: mitochondrion. Gene Ontology annotation, molecular function: ATP binding; asparagine-tRNA ligase activity; nucleic acid binding. The coding region runs from base 451 to 1764 and encodes 437 amino acids. Gene Ontology annotation, biological process: asparaginyl-tRNA aminoacylation.